UUUUAUUAGUUUUUAAACUAGUUUUAAUAUUUUACUGCAUCAUAUUUUGUCUGCACUUGCUAACGUGAGAAAGACAUCGAUUUUCAUAUUUAUCUAAAUGAAAUCACUGUCGCUUCCGUAACCCUAAUCAAAGUGCAUGUUGGGUAAUGCAGGGCUAAUUCACAAUGCAUGUAAGUUUUUUCCCCACCCAUAUUGCGUCAAAUCCCGCUUUCUGCACGAUGAUUGGCUAGUAACUCGCACUCACGGGCAAGUUCACAGAUUGAUGUCUUUCCUGGCCAAUCAUGUCGCAGGGGGCGGGAUCCUGUUGACCAAUCCUCGCACAGGGAUAGGAGUUUGUCGGAAUACAGGUUGGAAAAAAACGCGUAUUGUUUUGCUAGGAUAUUAGAUUGGAGUUUUUGUGUAUUUUUUAAAAAAAUUUAAUGUUUAUUAUUUAAAGGUGACACAAUAGCACGGCUUUUAGCUAUAACUGCCAUGUUCGGUGUGUGUGGAUUUGUUUUGAUUAACUUAAAUCUGUUGCUAUUCACGCACAGCUAGUUAGCAAACUAGCAUACUGGGGAGUGGGGAUGUGAGAGUUCAUGCAGCUUUUUAUUUCAGCGCACAGCUGAUGGGGAGAAACCUGUGAGAUGAUGAGAGUUUCCUAUGUGAUAAGAGAUGAAGUGGAGAAGUACAACCGCAACGGAGUGAACGCCCUGCAGCUGGAUCCCGCCCUGAACCGCCUCUUCACCGCGGGCAGAGACUCCAUCAUCCGCAUAUGGAGCGUCAAUCAGCACAAACAGGAUCCUUAUAUAGCUUCGAUGGAGCAUCACACCGACUGGGUGAAUGACAUAGUACUCUGCUGUAACGGAAAGACGCUGAUUUCAGCGUCAUCAGAUACUACAGUUAAAGUGUGGAACGCACAUAAGGGCUUCUGCAUGUCCACGUUAAGAACUCAUAAGGACUACGUCAAAGCUCUGGCUUAUGCGAAAGACAAGGAGCUGGUGGCGUCGGCUGGGCUGGACAGACAGAUCUUUCUGUGGGACGUAAACACGCUCACGGCUCUGACCGCUUCCAAUAACACGGUCACCACUUCCUCUCUGAGUGGGAACAAAGACUCGAUCUACAGCCUUGCUAUGAACCAGCUGGGCACCGUCAUCGUCUCAGGAUCAACAGAAAAGGUCUUGAGGGUCUGGGAUCCACGGACAUGUGCUAAACUAAUGAAGCUGAAAGGACACACAGACAAUGUGAAAUCAUUAUUAUUAAACAGAGACGGUACUCAGUGUCUGUCCGGUAGCUCGGACGGUACGAUACGACUGUGGUCUCUGGGUCAGCAGCGCUGCAUCGCUACGUACCGGGUCCAUGAUGAGGGCGUGUGGGCGCUGCAGGCCAACGAAGCCUUCACACACGUCUACUCAGGAGGUCGCGACCGCAAGGUCUACUGUACGGACCUGCGCAACCCAGACAUCCGCGUGCUCAUAUGCGAAGAGAAGGCUCCUGUUCUCAGAAUGGAGCUGGACCGAUCAGCAGACCCUCCUCCUGCCAUUUGGGUGUCCACAACUAAAUCCUGCGUGAACAAAUGGUCUCUGAAGGGAAUGCACAACUUCCGAGCGUCGGGAGACUACGACAACGACUGCAGCGCCCCGCUGACCCCACUGUGUACACAGCCUGAGCAGGCCAUUAAAGGUGGUGCCAGCAUAAUUCAGUGUCACAUCCUGAACGACAAGAGACACAUCCUCACCAAAGACACCAACAACAACGUGGCAUUCUGGGAUGUGCUCAAGGCGUGUAAAGGGGAAGACCUCGGCAAAGUGGAGUUCGACGAGGAGAUAAAGAAGCGCUUCAAGAUGGUCUACGUGCCCAACUGGUUUUCCGUGGACCUUAAAACAGGGAUGCUGACCAUCACCUUGGACGAGAGCGACUGCUUUGCUGCCUGGGUGUCUGCCAAAGACGCCGGAUUCACAAGUCCGGAUGGAUCGGACCCCAAGCUGAAUCUGGGAGGACUGCUGCUCCAGGCUCUGCUCGAGUUCUGGCCUCGAACACACAUCAAUCCGAUGGAAGAAGAAGAAGGAGAAGUUAAUCACGUAAACGGGGAGCAGGAGAACCGGCUUCAGAAAGGCAACGGCUAUUUCCAGGUGCCUCCACACACUCCGGUAAUCUUCGGCGAGGCAGGGGGAAGGACGCUGUUUAGGUUAUUAUGUCGAGACUCGGGUGGAGAAACGGAGUCCAUGCUGCUGAAUGAAACCGUUCCACAGUGGGUCAUUGACAUUACUGUCGACAAAAACAUGCCCAAAUUCAACAAGAUCCCGUUCUACCUGCAGCCUCACUCAUCCUCCGGGGCCAAAACGCUCAAGAAGGACCGUCUGUCGGCCAGCGACAUGCUGCAGGUGAGGAAGGUGAUGGAGCACGUCUACGAGAAGAUCAUCAACCUGGACACGGAGUCUCAGACCACAAGCUCAUCGGGAACGGAGAAACCCGGAGAGCAGGAGAAGGAAGAGGACAUGGCCAUGCUCGCCGAGGAGAAAAUCGAACUCAUGUGCCAGGACCAGGUUCUGGAUCCAAACAUGGACUUGAGAACAGUGAAGUAUUUUAUCUGGAAGAGCGGCGGAGACCUGACUCUCCACUACAGACAGAAGUCUACGUGAGAGUGAUGGCAGCACACGCAUCUUUUUUUUUUUUUUUUUUUUUUUCCUUCACCGCUCUCCUUUCUCAUCUGUUUGCUCAUGGAGAACGUUCAGCGCCAUUCCUCUUCUCUCGCCCUGAGACUGGAAACAGACUUUGUACAGUAUACUAAUCCAGGACAUUUCUAUUAUUUCUAUUAUUUUUUUUUUUUAAUAUCUUUGUUUAACUUUUUGUCUCUUUUUUUUUUUUUUUCUUUUCUUUUAAAGAUUUCCAGUUGGUUGAUGAUGCACAGGGACAUACGUUCUGGAGCAUUUAGAUGAUCACAGAUUUUCUGAACCACCCAAGAUUUCUGUUAAAGUACUCAAAAAAAAAAAAAAAAAAAAAAUUAAUGCCACAUGGAUGUGCGUUUGGGUCAAAACAUCAAAAAAAAAAAAAGAAAAUCUCCUUUUUUUUCAUUUAAAGCAGAUUUUCUUAGUAAUUCUGUGAAACUCUGAUUCAGGAUUUGUCACAUGAGCUCAGUUUCAGUGAUGAGUCACUGAAUAAGCUACGUGGCUUUCGACCAAUCACGUCGGAGAUUAGAUUAGAUUAGAUAGUGACACCCGGAAACUUCUAGUUAACUUGGCUAAUGUUAGUGGUGAACAAUUUUGAUGUUGAACAAAUAAAUCUGAGGAUAUGACGAUCAAGACUCGGAUAUUAAAAUCCCAAAAACUCGUGUCUACUCGUGACGAGCGAGCUAGUUUACUAGCAGUUAGCUAGCUGUCUCGGUGAAAAUUGGGACUUUUCUAAAUUCCUAAAUUACAUAUUUCUGUUUAUUCACAGAUCCGGGUAUUUUAUUUUAUUUUUUUAAAUAAGCGUCAAACAUUCAGAAGUUUUUGAGCAUUCAAAUUGUUCCACAUAGAUUAAUCGAAACAACCUAUUAUAUGUUCAGGGGUACUUUUAAAAAAAGUUCCCACAUCCAUCACUUCCUUCUUAUUCAGGAAUAAAUAAAGCCAGUGCUGGUGUUGGUGGUGAAAGAGUCGAGGGAUGUCCUUUUCGAAGACGUUAUCGUAACUUCUUUCGGCGGCUCAGUUUGUAAAUAGCUCGCUUUUUAAGUUAUUAUUCUGGGUUUAUGAACAGUAUUUUUGUAUCAUCUAAAAAUCUAUUGAAGAGAGGAAAGAAAAAAUCUCAAAGGAUUUAAAGUUGCAACAUUGUCUCUCCGGUCACGUCACCCACAAAUGUAAAUAAGAACAAGCGAACGUUAGCAUUUCCACAGAUAGGAUUUAACCCCUUGAAUGCCUAGAUUAUUAUUCAGAGAUUCAUCUUAAAGGUUACAGUAAGUACAGUGAGGAUGGCUUCUGGGAGUUUAAAGGGUUAAGGAUGUUUUGGAUCUUUUAGCCAUUUGGUUUAAAUCUUGCUGCCUGGUUCAAAUAACAUUCAUUUGGCCAAAAAGUCAAAUGGACACUAUUUCUCCUUCAUCUUCAAUGCAGUCAAUCAAGCAAGCUGAUAUAGUUUGUACACUUUUCUGGCCACAAGCUUCAGGAUCUUGCGGAUUUCAAUCCGAUGGGCUGUUUAUACGCACUUCCGCACCUCAUAAAUUUGUCUCGGAUGACUUCUUGAUUUAAUAUUUAUUUACAUUUACUCUUUUUUGCAAACUAGCAGGAAGCUCCUAGAUUCAUGCAUUUGAAUACAGAGUGGAACGAUGUUAUCAUCUGGUAAGCCUUGUCGAUAAACGUGGCCGAGACCUGACUACUUUCACAGCAAGAGCUCGUUUGAUUGACAUCAAGAACGACCAAUCGCAUUAACUUGCUAAAAAUCCUCGUAUAAAUUUUAAAGAUGUGAGAGAGAACCUUUAUGAAUUCAGUGAUCUCCUCCUUGUCGCAGUGUAGAGUAGUUUUUUUUCGUUGGAAAUCAAUGGCUGGAGUUAUGUACUCAUGGAUGUACAUGAUUCUGAAGCUUGUGGCCAGAAAAGUGCACAAAAGCAAUCAGACACUCCAUGAGCCUUGAGCAGGGUGUCUCAGAUUAUCAUCUAUUUAGCUUUGAAAUGAAACAAAGAGAUUCUGGUUGUCCAAGAUGGCCUCCCCGAUGAUCAUAUUACAACACUUAGCUGCAUUAAGUUUUUUUUUCUGGAUUGUGAGCGCAUUGUGGCUCUAAUCUAAAACUAAAAAAAGUAAACAUAACACACCAUGGCUGAUUGACAACAUUUGGGGAAAGUGGAAAUUACGCAAAUUUGAUUUCUCGCCAAAUUAUUUGUUAAAAAUCAGGCAAAUGAUAUCCUGCAGAGCUAAACCCUGCUAAUUAAUCUCUAACUUCCUGUCCAUUCCAUGAGAUGUGUAUGAGCAGGAGAUGGAACCGUGCUGCACUCUCGCCAGACACUCCAGGACUGGACUUGGGCUCUUCUGCUUGAAGUGAAGGAACGUCUAUAAAUAAAAAGUUGAAAACUCACCAAUGAGGCUAAAUAUAAACCAUAUAAAUAUUGUAUAUGUUGUAUUAUAGCUAGACGGAUGUUAUGUUAUGUAUGUGACCUAAAUACAGGAUCAUGAUACGGUGCACUGA
Messenger RNA from Pangasianodon hypophthalmus (striped catfish), 5127 nucleotides. RefSeq names its product WD repeat domain 48b (gene wdr48b). The record is from RefSeq and is a predicted model, not a curated record. Gene Ontology annotation, biological process: double-strand break repair via homologous recombination; protein deubiquitination. Gene Ontology annotation, molecular function: ubiquitin binding. The transcript is spliced from 19 exons. Lineage: Eukaryota; Metazoa; Chordata; Actinopteri; Siluriformes; Pangasiidae. The coding region runs from base 624 to 2618 and encodes 664 amino acids.